Molecule: messenger RNA, 1818 nt
Organism: Rodentolepis nana
Lineage: Eukaryota; Metazoa; Platyhelminthes; Cestoda; Cyclophyllidea; Hymenolepididae
Source: the annotation of a GenBank genome assembly
AUGGAUAGGAUAGUGCUAUUGAUUGACAUGGAUUGUUUUUAUGUCCAAGUUGAGCAAAAAUUGCGUCCAGAGACCAUAGGUCUUCCUUGCGCCGUGGUUCAGUACACCAGCCUUACAGCCGCUGCAAUAAUUGCUGUAAGCUACGAAGCUCGUGCUAAGGGUGUUAGCAGAAAUUCUAAUGGGGAUAUGGCUAAGAAAAUAUGCCCAGAUAUAGUUCUUUUGCAAGUGCCUACUAAAAGGGGUAAAGCUGAUUUGACCAAGUAUCGGGAAGCAAGUGCUGAGGUUAUUAAAUCUAUUUCGAAAUUUACUUCCAAAAUUGAGCGAGCUAGUAUUGAUGAGGCUUACAUCGACGCCACUGAUUUACUCGAUGGUGUUGCAUAUGAUAGUGAGAUAUGCCUAGAGAAAUCAAAUCUAGUUAUUGAUCCAGAUUCAAUUCACAUUGAAUCUAAAUUGUCUUCAUCCUCCCCUCCCUUCAGUCUCCCUCUUAGUGAAAUCGAGGGCGAAACCAAAGUGUUUGACAACUUAUGUGAUGGAACUAAACUGAAAAAGGCUCUCUUGUUGGCUCAAAGAAUUAAGGAACAAAUUCGUCGUGAUACAGGUUUCCAAUGUUCUAUUGGAGUUGCUGCUAACAGGAUGCUUGCUAAACUGUCCUGUUCCCUGAAUAAACCAGAUAAAAUUACAAUUGUCCCGCUAGAAUCAACCCAGCAUUUAAUGAACUUCACAAAAGUUAAAAAAGUACCAGGUCUCGGUGGAAAACUUGGAAAUGACUUGAUUCGACGAUAUGGUCUUGAAUAUAUGGGCGGAUUAGUAAAUAAACCACUUUCAAGGUUAAUUGAAGACUACGGGGACAAGACAGGCAACUGGCUGUAUGAGUUAUGCAGAGGUCGCGAUUACCAAUCCGUGAGUGUUCGAACUCUAGUUAAAUCAAUCGGUUGCAGUAAGCACUUUAUUGGCAAAGCUGCACUCAAAGCAGAUGAGGAGAUUCGUCAUUGGUUAACCUCCCUCUCGGGCGAGUUGGUUGAAAGAAUCGCCGUAGAUCGAGCCAAUCAUAAUCGGAUACCCAGUAGUCUUUCUGUUGGUGUUCGUGCAGAGCAGAUGAAUUUCAAGUCAACAUCUCUCCAACCUUCUGUUCUAACUUCGAUCUUACCCAGAACAGAGGAAUCUGAGGAGACGUGUACAGCUGAAUUAACUGUAGCUAAAAAGAUAGCUGAUAUCGCAUUUGGCGUAGUGAGGAACAUUGCAGGAUCUAAUCCUAUAAAUAAUAUCACUCUGGCAGCUGGAAAAUUUAAGCCGGAUCAUGGUUUUUUGUGUGGAAAUGUAAAGAAACUACUUUCUGAACAACAGUCAAAGCAGAGCAAUGGAGAACAAGAACAAACGGAAGCAGAAGCAGAGAUACUUGUAAAAAAUCAAGGAGUUAAAAGAGAAUCUUUCUUCCGCAAAUUUAUAGAAAAAGAAGAACCACCGAAAAGAGAAAGCUUCUUUCAUCGAUAUAUUGAACCGAUGGAAGAAGGCGUACCCUCAACUAGUAAAUCCCCGAACUAUUUCGUUCAACACGACUCAACAAUGGAUACUAUAUUGUGUGAAGAAUGUGGAUUACAAGUACCCGUUCAUGUAAUGCCAGAACACUCGGAUUUCCACUUUGCUAGAAAACUUCAGGCAGAAUGGACUAAAGAAAAUAGCCAGCCAGCACCUCAGAAUCGACCAUCAUCGAUGAAUGGUAAAUCGAUUCGAGGUUCAAAGAAGAAAGGAAGGGGAGUAAAAUCGAAGUCAGACGUCAGGAACGCAAAAAUUGAUGCAUUUUUUGUAAAGAAGAAUUGA